AUGCCGGGACGAACGCUCCCAACGCUGCCUUCUGCGGAAGUCGCGGCACAUAACACAUCCAAGUCAUGCUAUGUCACGGUUGGAACGAAGGUCUACGACAUAACGCCAUUCCUCGAAGACCACCCUGGAGGUGGCGACUUGAUCGUGGAGUAUGGCGGCAAGGACGUCAAGGAGAUAAUGCAAGACGAAGUGUCGCACGCGCAUAGUGAAAGCGCAUGGGAGAUUCUGGACGACCAUCUCAUCGGCUUCGUUGCGACGGACAAGGUACUGGAAGCUGUGAAGGAAGGCAACGACCCGUUCGCUGUUCUCCUGAUGGAGCCGACGUCGAAGGGCAUGAAAGACCUGGAGCAAGCGGGCAACGGUGCCGCCGCAGAGGUCAAAGCAAGAGAUCAGGUCGUGGCCAAUGGCGAGGGCGAACACAAACCAGUCUUCGAGUCGACAGGCAUGAGCUCAGAGGAGGACCUGAACAAAGAGACGGACCCAUCAUCAGACUACAAGAAGCACAAGUUUCUGGACUUGAACAAGCCGCUGCUGAUGCAAGUCUUCCUGGGGAACUUCAGUAAGAAGUUUUACUUGGAGCAAGUUCACCGGCCCAGACACUACAAAGGAGGAGACAGUGCACCACUUUUUGGAAACUUUCUCGAGCCACUAUCGAAGACGCCAUGGUGGAUUGUACCAACGGUGUGGUGGCCGCCUGUUGCCUACGGAACCUUCCUCUGUGCGCAGUACUUCAGCUUCCCUAUUCUGGCUGCCUACUGGAUCACAGGACUUUGCAUUUGGACGAUAGUCGAGUAUGGGCUCCACAGAUGCCUGUUCCAUCUCGACGACCAUCUACCGGACAACAGAUACGCAAUCACGCUCCACUUCCUCCUUCACGGCAUCCACCACUACUUGCCAAUGGACAGACUGAGACUUGUGAUGCCACCAACUCUAUUCAUCGUCCUCGCGACGCCCUUCUGGCAUCUAGCCCACACCGUCUUCUUCUAUGACUGGUACGCCGCAGUAGCCGUCUACUGCGGCGGCAUCUUUGGCUACACGAUGUACGACAUGACGCACUAUUUCCUUCACCACAAGAACCUCCCAGCCUACUACCGCGAGCUGAAGAAGUACCACCUACAGCACCACUUCAUGGACUACGAGAAUGGCUUUGGCGUCACCAGCCGCUUCUGGGACAGAAUCUUCAAGACAGAGCUGCCGCCCCCACCUACGCCCAAGGUUCUGAAGACGACUUGA
Molecule: messenger RNA, 1233 nt
Organism: Fulvia fulva
Lineage: Eukaryota; Fungi; Ascomycota; Dothideomycetes; Mycosphaerellales; Mycosphaerellaceae
Product: Ceramide very long chain fatty acid hydroxylase SCS7
Exons: 1
Coding region: 1-1233 (410 amino acids)
Biological process (GO): fatty acid metabolic process; lipid biosynthetic process
Cellular component (GO): endoplasmic reticulum; membrane
Molecular function (GO): iron ion binding; fatty acid 2-hydroxylase activity; heme binding
Source: RefSeq, a predicted model, not a curated record